AUGUCAUUUUCAGCAAGCCAUAGGAUCUACGUCAAGUCGCUCUACAAGCGCUACCUCAAGCAGGGAUUGGAUUGGUACAUCCGCCGCGAUCUCUGGAGAGACUACGCAAUUGAAAUCAGAGCUAAAUUCGAAGCUAACAGAAAUAUCACGAAUCCACGCCAGUUGGCUAAAGUGCUUGAGCACUUUGAGGAGAGAUUGGCUAACCGCAAGCACCCAGAUCCAUAUAUCCCUGUGCUGAUGCCAGGCGGUAGUAAAGUUGAACGUAAUGCUCCACCUCCAAUGUUCUCAACCGAGGAGAAGCAGCAAGUGUUGGACACCCUCAAGGCGGACAAGAUAAUCACAUGA
This is a messenger RNA of Wallemia ichthyophaga EXF-994, 345 nucleotides long. Its product is annotated as NADH dehydrogenase 1 beta subcomplex subunit 9. NCBI's taxonomy places the organism in Eukaryota, Fungi, Basidiomycota, Wallemiomycetes, Wallemiales, Wallemiaceae. The coding region runs from base 1 to 345 and encodes 114 amino acids. The record is from RefSeq and is a predicted model, not a curated record. The transcript has 5 exons. Gene Ontology annotation, biological process: mitochondrial electron transport, NADH to ubiquinone.